AUGGCGGCUGUUGCUCCAGUAAAUCCAAAGCCUUUCUUGAAUUCUCUCACUGGUAAACCGGUUCAGGUUAAGCUCAAGUGGGGGAUGGAAUACAAGGGGUACCUCAUGGCCGUUGAUGGCUACAUGAAUCUGCAAUUAGGAAACUCCGAGGAAUACAUCGACGGUGCUCUUGCGGGCCACCUCGGCGAGAUUCUCAUCCGAUGUAACAAUGUUCUCUACAUCAGAGGUGUCGACGAAGAAGCCGAAGAAGGAGAAAGCAAGGAAUAG
This is a messenger RNA of Oikopleura dioica, 267 nucleotides long. Lineage: Eukaryota; Metazoa; Chordata; Appendicularia; Copelata; Oikopleuridae. The record is from the annotation of a GenBank genome assembly.